Lachancea nothofagi CBS 11611 is the source of this 708-nucleotide messenger RNA. The record is from the annotation of a GenBank genome assembly. Lineage: Eukaryota; Fungi; Ascomycota; Saccharomycetes; Saccharomycetales; Saccharomycetaceae.
AUGCCGGGGCUUUUGGGAAGUUUAAGAUUGCUCAGGACACCUGUGGGUUUUAGGAACAUCACAUAUCUGCACAGCGGAAACCGGGUCCGAGGUUUGAAAAGAGACCCUAGCGAGUUCUUGAGACUACCCAGCGGGCUGCUGUAUACGGAAGUGGAGCCGCACAAGUACCAAGAGACAGUGCGUUCCCAAUUGAACCUGGAGAAACAUGGCGUGGCGCUCUCUAACGAAUUGAUCUUACAGUGUCUUACACACAAAUCUUUUGCUCAUGGAUCCAAGCCCUACAACGAGAAGUUGGCGCUGUUGGGUUCACAGUAUCUCAAGUAUCAUGCGUCAGUGCACUCGCUGAAAGAUAGUGCGACGCCUUUGGUGGCGUCCGCUGGCACGCAACAGAACCAAAAACCCAUCAACGGGCUUAAUUUUACCAACUUGGGAUCACAGGUAUCCAAGCUGCUUAUCGCCAAGAAAACCACUGCUCAAGUUAUCAAGGAAAGACAACUGGACUCCUUGAUUUUUUGGAAGAAGAGAGACCCGCUACAAAACUCCACCUAUAACGGCGAAACCGCGGUAUUGGCCAGCGUCCUGAACGCGUUGGUGGGGGGGAUACUUAUAACGAAUGGGCCAGAAAAGACAUCCCACUACAUCGAGAAUGAAUUUCUCAACCCAUCCAAUGAAGCAUCGCUGGUACGCAUUGCUAACUCUAUGGUAUAA